AUAAGUACUGGAUUACAGCAGAGGAGCACUGAGGCUACACGAAAAUAACAAUACCCUGAGGGAGAAAAUGACUAGUAUCGAUCGAAGUGGGCAAUCGCUGCAGACUGUUGUAACUGAAGCGUUAAAUGGUAAAAUUGGAACCGAUGCAUAACAACGUUCUGUAGAAAUAUAGUGGAAGAUUUGCCUCAGACAUGUUGGAACUUCAAUGUUGACAGAUAUUUUCAGGAUUAGGAGUGGCAAAUUUUGAACAAGAACGCUGUACCGAAAAAAAUGGCAAUACCGUUAUUGAUUUACUUCUGCGUAAUGGCUUUUCAACAAUCCGUAUUGAGUCAUCCACAAUGCUUGGAUUUUACGUUCCCAUUCAAAUCAUCGAAGGCAUUGGAGAUGUGCAGUGAAUAUCAAGAAUUCGGGUGUUGCAAUCGAAAAGAAGAUAAUCGAAUCAUUGAUAAAUAUUACGAGUAUAUUAGUAAUCUGCCCUCGGAUCGGCAAGACACAUGCAGUGGAUGGACGAGGGACUUAUUGUGUCAGAAAUGUUCGCCAUAUGCAGCCCACAUAUUCGAUGCAGAAGAUAACGCAUUAGCAAGAACAUUUCCAGGACUUUGUCCGAGUUAUUGCAUCAGGAUGUUGAACAGUUGUCCCGACAUAGUGAAAUUCUUCACCGAUAAUUCCGUAUUGCUGAAUCUUAUUGAGACGAGGAAAUAUAAAUUGUUCUGUGACUCAGUAACAACACGGGAUCCGGAUUACUGUUAUCCGGAUUUAGUCGUUAAUCCGGAAUUGAGUGAAAAUUUAGGGAAAGUUGAAUUCUAUCAAGCAAAAAGCAAAUGCAUUCCAAUCUGUCUGCAAGAAAUAGCGAACAGACGAUCAAAUCCUGUUUCUGCAAAACAUUCCAGAGACGGAACACAUCGGUUAUUCAUCGUCGAACAACUGGGAUUAGUGUGGGUUAUUCUUCCGGAUAAUUCUCGACUUGAUCCACCAUUUCUUGAUCUGCGCGACGUCGUCGUUGCAAAUAAACAACGUUACGACGAACGAGGGAUGCUUGAUAUAGAAUUUCAUCCGAACUACAGAGAAAACGGGCUUUUCUAUCUUUAUUACUCAUUUUCAAUCAAAGGAAAAGAUUACGUAAAGAUCAGUGAAAUGAAGGUUUCAGAUAAUGACAUGAACAAAGCCAACGCCACUGCUGAACGCACACUCUUAGAAAUUCGGCAACCUGCUAAAAAUCACAACGGUGGACAACUACUAUUUCUCGACGGAGUUGACGAAAACUUGUACAUAUUCACUGGGGAUGGAGGAAAUGGUGGAGAUCCCUUCGGUAAAUAUGGAAAUGGACAAAAUAAAAAGACCUUUCUCGGAAAAGUUCUUCGCAUUAACGUAAACGCCAGAGGUGUGAAUGGUCAUCCUUAUGCUAUCCCAUCAGAUAAUCCCUUUGUAGAAGACUCUGCCUAUCUUCCGGAGAUUUACGCUUUGGGUGUGAGAAACAUGUGGAGGUGUUCAAUGGACCGAGGAAACGCUACAGGAUCAAAUCGAGGUAGAGUAUUUUGUGGUGACGUUGGGCAGAGCGCUUACGAAGAGGUUGACAUUAUUGAAAAAGGUGGAAACUAUGGAUGGCGAGGGUAUGAGGGAUAUUCGUGCUACGAUAAAAAGAUGUGCAAUUCCAACAUUAUUAAAAACUAUAUUCGUCCUAUACAUGCGUACAGCCAUUCCGUGGGAAAAUCAGUGACAGGAGGUUAUGUGUACAGAGGCUGCCAAAAUCCCAAUUUGAGAGGCAAAUACAUCUUUGGGGAUUUCCAUAAUGGAAAAUUAUUCGCCCUAACCGAAAACAGUAAUGGAUCGUGGAAACGAGAGAGUAUUUGCAUGGCAAGCAACGAAGCAUGUAAAUCUGGUGGAUUGCAGAAUAAUUACGGCAAACAUAUUCUAUCAUUUGGUGAGGAUGAAAAUGGAGAACUAUACAUGUUAUCAACGCCGAGAGCUCUCCCUGGAUUUCGUGGUGGAAGCGUUUAUCGAUUGGUCGAUCCGUCAAGUGGAGGAGAUCCUAGCGAAUGUUCAAAUGAAAUCGUGGAAACUGAAAUUAUGAACAGAACAGAGAUAAUUCCAUAUCAAAGUCCUUCAGAUAGCACUGUGUCAGUUCGUCUCGCAGGGUCUAAUGGAUCGAAACACCGAGGCAGGGUGGAAAUAUUAUUAGAUGGUGAUUGGGGAACAAUUUGUGACGAUGAAUGGGGAAUUCAAGACGCACAAGUGAUUUGCCGCAUGCUGGGAUUUCAUCACGCAAAAGCUGCUCUUAAAAAAGCUCGUUUCGGGCGUGGUAGUGGUCCUAUAUGGCUGGACGAUGUUCGAUGCUCGGGCACUGAAACAAAUAUUGCGAAUUGUCACCAUUCGCCUUGGGGAUAUCAUAACUGCGGUCAUGCGGAAGAUGCCUCCGUUGUAUGCAGCUCGUUCUAAUUGUAACAAAAUGGAUGCUAACAAGAGUUUCAGUAUUUGGGUAUCUUGCUAUAGCUAACACAAAGCGAAUUUUGAAUGUAGACAAUCACGGUCAUCACCACACCAUGUCAAUAUUACCGCGAUGUGUGUAUUCCCUACCCUGUGAUUUGACGAGCUAUGCCAAAACUUUUUCCAAUUCUGUACUAUUUUUCCAUCAUUUGUAUUCAUUCCCAAUCAAAGUGUGCCUAUUCUAUCGUUAUUGGCCGCUUCAUACAUCGCGGUAAUGCACGAUAAAUGUAACAUGACAUUGCUUUUAAAUUAUUACCGAUAUUUUCCAUUCAUCAUUAUAUUUUCUGUGUUUUUGAGAUCCAAUUGGAACAAUAUGGAGCAAGGCGCAAAAGUAUAUCAUAAAAUAUUUUAGAGAGAUGUUUUCGUUAUACUAUAAGACAGUGGUUUCCAAAGUGGUGACCGUG
This is a messenger RNA of Styela clava, 2888 nucleotides long. Its product is annotated as HHIP-like protein 1. Gene Ontology annotation, cellular component: membrane. The record is from RefSeq and is a predicted model, not a curated record. NCBI's taxonomy places the organism in Eukaryota, Metazoa, Chordata, Ascidiacea, Stolidobranchia, Styelidae.